Messenger RNA from Colletotrichum lupini, 675 nucleotides. RefSeq lists its product as uncharacterized. The record is from RefSeq and is a predicted model, not a curated record. The transcript has 2 exons. The coding region runs from base 1 to 675 and encodes 224 amino acids. NCBI's taxonomy places the organism in Eukaryota, Fungi, Ascomycota, Sordariomycetes, Glomerellales, Glomerellaceae.
AUGGCUUCGUCGUGCUUCUAUAGAAGCUGCCCGAUGGAUUUGCCCCUUGGUAGCAGUCGCGAUGCUAUCUUCAUCGUCGGUGUCGUUACCAUAGGCUGUGUGGCUGCUCAGAGAGUAAACGAGGUAGUUAGGCCAGAUCUAGAUAUAAGCUCAAUAGACUCUCACGCGGAUCUGGGCAACGAGACCAAGGCCAUCGAGGAGACCGGAGCCGAGGAGCAGUCAUCUCUGCCUUCAUCAAGGCCCAAGAACAAGACGCAACGUCGGGCUACUCGUCGCAGAAUUCAUUACAAGGAGGACACAGACGGCGACAUCUCUGACGAUGAAGGCGAAGACGAUGACGAUGACGAUGACGAUGACGAAGACGACGAUCAGAGUGCAGUCACGGAGGCCAUGACCGACGAUAGCAUGAGUCUGUCAAGUCUCGCAUCAAGAGAGGAGUAUACAGCGGAGGAACUGGCUGACGAUGGCAUAAGUCUGUUAAGUCUCGCAUCAGGAGAGGAGUAUACAGCGGAGGAACUGGCCGACGAUGGCAUGAGUCUGUCAAGUCUCGCAUCAGGAGAGGAGUACAUAGCGGAGGAACUGGCCGACGAUAGCAUGAGUCUGUUAAGUCUCGUAUCAGGAGAGGAGUAUAUAGCGGAGGAACUGGCUGACGCUCAGAAUCAGCUGAAUAACUAA